AUGCCCGACUAUAAAACAAAACUCAAUCAAUCAUGGUUCAAUAAAUUGGAUAGUAAUGGAAAUUCAGUAAAAAUGUGGCUGAAACAAGGCUCAUCGGAAACAACAUUUAUUUGUACAAUAUGUCGUACUGGUGAUCUAGACUGUUCUAACAAAGGCUGGAAAGCUGUUGAACAGCACAUGCAAAAUGAAAAACACAAAUAUAAUUUAAAUGCUCUGAAGAAUAAUUCACAACUUACCUUUUCAAUAUCGGCAACAACAUCUUUCACAUCGUCUACACAUACUAUUCAACUAGUUGAUCCUAAUAAACUAUUGUUAUUCGAUGAUCAAGUAUCACAAGCUGAAAUUUUAUGGGCGCUGAAGUCUGUUCAAAAUGCAUUUAGUUACAAAGAUUCUGAUGACGUCGGUGAAUUACUUCGUACAAUGUUUCCGGACUCAAAAAUUGCUCAGAAAUUUUCGAUUCAACAUUCAAAAAUGUCUUAUGUUAUUUCACAUGGUCUUGGGCCGUAUUUUCGUGAUCUAUUAAUUAAAGAUAUUAAAAAUUGUGAACGAUUUGUUCUUUGUUUCGAUGAACGAACAAAUAAUCAAAACAAGAAACAACUUGAUGUAUAUUUUCGAUAUUGGAGUUCACAAAAAGGACUUGUUGUUACCAGAUAUUAUCGUACAAUUUUAUUAGGUCAUGCUCAAGUAAAUGUUGUUGUUGAUGGUAUUUUAGGUGCUUUUCGCACUGAUGGUAUCGAUAUCAGCAAGUUGUUAAUGCUCAGUCGAGAUAAUCCAAAUGUCAAUAAAACAGUUGAAAAAAUGAUCAAUGAUGCUAUGACAAAAGUUAAUGCUGAACUAUUAAACAUUGGUACUUGUAAUUUACAUGUUAUUCAUAAUGGAUUUAAAGCAGGAGAGGAAGCACGUCGACUUUUAGUGGACGUAUCAGCAUCAGAUCGUGCGACAUUUUUUCAUGACGUCAAAAUGAUAUAUCAUGCAAUUGCUGACAACUUGAAAAAACAUCUUCCAUUGAAGAAUACAUUUUUAAAAGAUUUACAUGUACUUGAUCCUGCAUCGAGAACAAAAGAAGAUUCAGCUGAUACAAUGAUUCGUGUUGGAAGAGCAAUACCAAAAUUAUUAAGUAAUGCUGAAAUAAAUCGUAUUCGUCAUGAAUUUAUGAUGUAUGCAGCUGAAACUAUUGAUCAAUCUUGGUAUAUUAAAAAUAAAUAUCACGAUUCAGAUGGUAAUAAUCAUACAGAAUAUCAACAAAUUGAUUAUUAUUGGAACAAGGUAUUAUCAUUGACGACUAGCUUUGGAUUACCGAAGUAUCCAACAUUAUCUAAAAUCGUUAAAAAUAUUCUCAUUAUAUCACAUGGAAAUUCGGACGCUCAGCGUGGUUUCAGUAUUAAUGAACAUAUUGUUACAGAAAACAGAACAUUAUUGUCCUUAUCUUCUAUUAAUGGUCUUCGUUCAACAUGGGAUGCAAUAAAAUUUUAUGGUGUAGGUUCACCACAUCGAGUACCCAUCAAGAUUGAUAUGGUUCGUGCUGUACAAAAAUCGAAAUCGGUUUAUAAUCAAGAACAAUUAUCAUUGAAAUCUCUUGCUGAUCGUGAGAAAGAACAAAGUGAAAAACAUGAACAUACAAAUGAAGAAAUGAAAAAAUUAAUUGAUCGAGAAAAUCAGUUGUUGUCGAGGCAAAAGGGUUUACAAGAUGAACAAAAGAAAGCACAAUUGUUGGUGGGUGAAGGUCGACAACGACUUGAUAAUGCUUUGAAAAAAGCUGAUAUUAUUGAUGCACAAGCCGCAAAUGCAUUAAUUGGAGCUGGUGAUGAACAAGUUAAAUUAAUCUCAGAUGAACUUUUCAAAAUAACCCACGAAUUAUUAAAAAUUCAAAGUAAAAGAAAAAAUGUUCUUUCUCAUGUACAAAAGAAAAAACAAAACAUGACAACAACAGCGAAUGAUCAGUUUUAA
Molecule: messenger RNA, 1947 nt
Organism: Rotaria sp. Silwood2
Lineage: Eukaryota; Metazoa; Rotifera; Eurotatoria; Philodinida; Philodinidae
Source: the annotation of a GenBank genome assembly